Lodderomyces beijingensis is the source of this 1431-nucleotide messenger RNA. The record is from the annotation of a GenBank genome assembly. NCBI's taxonomy places the organism in Eukaryota, Fungi, Ascomycota, Pichiomycetes, Serinales, Debaryomycetaceae.
AUGACUUCAACGAAGGGCUAUAAGAACAUAACGGAGCAAGAACGUCGAAGUAACCCCUAUGCCAGAUUAGUGCCAGGGCAGACGAUUGUCGAAAUACCCGAAUACACCUUGGAGUGCGGAGAAACAUUGUACAGCUUCCCCGUGGCGUACAAGACGUGGGGCAGAUUGAACAAGAGCAGAAACAACACACUACUCAUAUGCCACGCCUUGACCGGAUCAUCCGAUGUCCAGGAUUGGUGGGGCCCCUUGCUUGGCUCGGGAAAGACGUUUGACCCCCUGCGGUUUUUCAUCAUUUGCGUCAACUUCUUGGGAUCUCCUUAUGGAUCGUGUUCACCCGUGAGUAUAGACCAAUCUACUGGUAAGCCUUACGGGCCCAGCUUCCCUUUGGUUACGGCCAAGGACGAUUUAGGGAUCCAGAAGUUGAUUUUGGAUUCGUUGGGGGUUGAGCAGAUUGCAUGUGUCAUUGGAGGGUCGAUGGGGGGCAUGUUGGCGUUGGAGUACUCGGCUAGCUAUAACGAUACUGGGUACGUGAGGAGCGUGAUUGCAUUGGCUACUUCUGCUAGAGCCUCAGCGUGGUGCAUAUCGUGGAAUGAGACGCAGAGACAGUGUAUUUUCAGCGACCCGUUCUACGAUGAUGGCUACUAUUAUGAGAACAAGAGCGGCUUGAAGCCCGACUCUGGGUUAAGCGCGGCGAGAAUGGCGGCGUUGUUGACUUAUAGAUCGCGGAAUUCGUUUGAAACGCGAUUUGGUAGGAAAUUGGGGAAAACCACUACCCCACUAAAUGGCGCAGCUAAAACUGCAGCUUCGAACGAGGAGAUUGAGAAGGGGAUCAGAUACCCCAAGAAUAAAGAUGAAGAGCAUUGGCUCACGCAUAACGAGGGCUCCAAGACCAUGAACGGCAAACAAAGAAACCAGGAUAAGAACUUGCCCACAUAUUUCACAGCACAGUCAUAUUUGAGAUACCAAGGUACCAAGUUCAUCAACCGGUUCGAUGCUAAUUGUUAUAUAAGUAUAACGAGGAAGUUGGACACGCAUGACAUCACCAGGGGGAAAAUCGAAGAUUACGGCAGCGACGGACGAUUGGAAGAAGACCCGUUGCCGAAAUUCCUUCAGACUCUAACAAAGCCGCACUUGGUCAUUGGAAUAGAGUCGGAUGGCCUAUUCACAUAUAGCGAACAAGAGCUCUUGGGGAAGAAUAUACCGAAGGCGAUAUUGAAGAAAUUGGAUUCUCCCGAGGGCCACGAUGCGUUCCUUUUGGAAUUCGAAUUGAUCAACCUGUACUGCUUGGAUUUCUUGCGGACGAACCUUGGCGAGUUCUUUGACGACUCGCAGGUUGAGUUGUUUGAAGACUGGGCUUCCUAUGUUCAAGAUGUAGAUAAUGGAGGCGACUCGGUAUUUGGCGAAGCUGAGAAGAAUAUAACCAAUUGGUGA